GACUAGGAGGAGCUAACUGGAAAAUAUAUCAUGCUAAAGAUGAGAUUUAGGUGGACAUAAGCUCAGCUGAAUGUUAACUGCUGUACUCGUCAGCGUGUAAUGAAGUCAGCUAAUUGUUCAUUUAUGUUAUUAAUAGUUGCAGUGAAUGUCAGUGGUGUUUUUGAAGUCUGUAACUAGUGUAAAAAAAACCUGCUGGCUAAAGUGAAACUGCGGUUUGUGUACAGCAACUGAUGGUGCACCAGAUCCUGUAACACGAUGAUUUCAGUUAGCCUAAGUUAGCUUUAUGUUUCCACAGCAAAUGUUUUUUUCCCCCCACUUUAAUACUUACGUAUUAAAAAAUUGAGACCUUGUUAUAUUUGAUAGCUGUGAAACUUCAGUGUACAGGCCUGUCUCUAGAUGCUAUGGGGACACCAUAUUUGGUAACACUGCAUGUUUUCUUAUAUACAGUCUAUGGUUUUGACGGAUACAAACAUUUGCAGUGGUAUUGUGGUUGAAAUUUCAAUUAAGAUCAUAUAAUCUCUGCAACUAUGCGUUUACUGUAAUGUAGUAACAUUAUAUUAAUUUAUCCAGACCACUCACUCCAGCAGCUAGGAAGUAACAGUCAUCUUUGUUUAACAACGAAAUGCUGUGUUGUUUCAGUCCAAAUUAUCUGCUAUCAUAUAAUUAUACAAGACACAGGCACUCAUUUUCUCCUCAGGUACAUUUUGGCACUGCCCUCUCUCUUUGCCUGUGGGGUGUAGCGGCCUUGUGGUUUGGCCUGCUCCCAGCCAUGCAUUCCUCCAUGUAAUAAGCUGCUUGUUCAAAGCCCAGGUCUCGCUGCAGUGGGCUACUGGCUGACCAGGCCACGGCAGAGUCCCACACAAAGACAUGUCUGUGUUAUAGUCAGGCUCACUGGCCCCCUGGGAGGAGGCCCAAGGCUCACUUUGAAUAGGAUACACACUCGGUGCCACGACAGCAAGGAGCACACCUUUUUCAUCUAGGGUUUCACCACAGGUGAAGCACAGGCAAGCAUCUUAUCUAUGCGCCGUUACCACCCAGGUGUGUCCGAGUUAUCGGGGCUGUUUGUGGGGGUGGGCGAUGAGGCUCAUCUAAUUUAUUCACAGGUAGUUUAUCAGUGUUAUGGUUGUUUAUCAUGAUUCCACAAUGUAUCCUCCAUCCAUUUCUGUACCUAUAGCCAGUCUAUGUUGUGUAUGAAGAUGGGUUUGCUCAUCAUGGGUAGUACUACUCAGUUUGUGAAAACCAAGCCCCCAGGAAACAGGAUGGGCAGUGAAGUGAUUUUGGCUCAGUGGCCGCAGGAAGUAUUGCAACUUGUUCACUAUGUAAUGCACUCUGACCCAAAAAGCUUUUCCUCCCAAACACAAUCAUUGGAAAUAAGCGGUUGUAAUAUGGUGAAUAAAUAUUUAUGAACGUUACAAACCCUCUGAAAUUACUCUUGUUUUUGGUUAUCAGAAUUCUAAAAUCAGGAUAUUUAGAAGAGCCGCAUGAUUAAAUUAUUUCAUCCCAUUCAUGUGUGCUGGGAGUCAGCUGGUGGUUUUCAGUUCUCCUGAAUACAUCCAUGGUGAAAACAAUUAUUUAGUGUACUUUUUGGCUCUGGAAGGAGUUUUCAGAGAAACUUGACUCAACCAACGACCUAAACGUUUGGAUGUCUUGACCUCCACUGCAUUGAAGUUUAUAAAUGCAAUGCUAAAUUGCUGGAGUAGCCCUUUCACUCUUGCCAUAUUUAUCUCGUUGCAUAGUGUCUUCCCACGGCAAGAGCAUUCAUUUGCCUCUGCUUCAAGAAAGACCUUUUGCUUUGAAGCAAGAUGAAAGAUAACACAUCAUUCAUCUGGUCAAGCGAUGGGUAUCCUCUCAAGGGUUUGGCCUGCACUUGUGUUGCUUUUCUUCCCUUCUGCUGUGCCUGCCGAAGAGUCGUCACUACUGGAAGGCUGGCACGAUGUCUGGCUCUUCCGCUUCCUUGUCAACAUGCUCGGAUACUCCACCAUUAUCAUCCCUGGCUACCUCCUCAUUAGCUACUUCAAGCGCAGAAAUUACUUAGAAACAGGGAGUGGAAUUUGCUUCCCUAUUAUAAAGACCUGCGUGUUUGGCAGUGAGGCCAAAACAGGUCUGUUGGAUGACGUGUCAGUUGCGCCCAGGAAUGAGGGUGAUUCAGGCUCGUCACUCAGACAGGUCGUCAAAUUAAUCUUUUGUUCUGCGGGACUUCAGGCAUCGUACCUGACAUGGGGAGUCCUGCAGGAGCGGGUGAUGACACGUUCGUAUGGUGCCACGACUCCAGAAGACGAGGGUGAGAAAUUCAAGGACUCUCAAUUCUUGGUCUUCAUGAACCGUAUCCUGGCUCUGACCGUGUCGGGCCUUUGGUGCAUCCUUUUCAAGCAACCUCGCCACGGAGCACCUAUGUACAAGUACUCCUUCGCCUCACUCUCCAACAUCCUGAGCAGCUGGUGCCAGUACGAGGCUCUCAAGUACAUCAGCUUCCCCACUCAAGUCCUGGCCAAGGCCUCCAAAGUCAUCCCCGUCAUGCUUAUGGGUAAGAUCGUCUCCCACAAGAGCUACGAAUACUGGGAGUACUUUACCGCCGUGCUGAUCUCUGUGGGCGUCAGCAUGUUCCUGCUGUCCAGCACGCCCAGCAAGCACCCGUCCACCGUCACCACCUUCAGCGGGAUCAUCAUCCUCAUUGGCUACAUUGUCUUUGACAGCUUCACCUCCAACUGGCAGGACAACCUGUUCAAGUACAAGAUGUCGUCAGUGCAGAUGAUGUUCGGGGUAAACCUGUUCUCCUGCCUCUUCACUGUCGGCUCGCUGCUGGAGCAGGGUGCCUUCUUCGACUCGGUGGCCUUCAUGACACGCCACUCCGAGUUUGCCUUUCAUGCCGUGUUGCUGUCCGUGUGCUCGGCAUGCGGCCAGCUCUUCAUCUUCUACACCAUCAACCAGUUCGGUGCUGCGGUCUUCACCAUCAUUAUGACCCUGCGCCAGGCCAUCGCCAUUCUCCUCUCCUGUUUCCUCUACGGUCACGCCGUCACCUUAGUAGGUGGAUUUGGUGUUGCUGUAGUUUUCUUGGCACUUUUCCUACGGGUGUAUGCACGUAGCCGCAUGAAGUCAGGCCGGCGGUCAGCGCAGCCGCUUGGACAGAAGGUGUAGCACUCCGAAGUUUCACCAAACUGGGACCACGUUUUCUGUGGUGCUUUUUUGUCUAUUUGUGUGUAUCUGUUGGGGUCUUUUUGUUCUUCCUUUUAUUUACUGCUCUUUUCCUUUUGUUUUUAUUUUCGUUAGUAAUGGUACAGAAAGGGAUUCUGCAGUUUUGACUCUAAACACCAAGAUGCCCCUAAGGGGUCCAUGUGAUUUGUCAAGUCGGCAGUUACAGACGUUUUGAGUGCCUGUAAGUUUGUCUUAAUACAUGAAACCAUAAACUGUGCAAACUGCCUCGUCACCCCUUUCACAGUUUUAACAGUAGAAUAUUUUUUCCUAAACCAACGAACGUGGCUUGUGCAGCCCAUUAAUAGUUACUGUGACCCUGAAAAAUGUAUGCUAGCUCUAUGGCUAAGCAUUAUUUUCGAGUGUUACUGCAUCUUACUUAACUUUAUCCCAGAUAUUUAAACAAGACUGUCACCUUCUGUAAAGACAGCACUUUCUAUUUGUUGAAGUACCUUUCAGUCACAAUAGCAGGAUGCUUAUGUCACAGUCCUCCAUGUUGGAGAGCAAGGGCCUUAAUGUGUCUUAAUGUGGGAAAUUAUCUUGUAAAGCUUAAACAUAGCCUGAACACAUACAUUACUGUUUAAUUUAAGGUAUAUUAACAUGUUCCAGAGGAUACAAUCUGUAAUAGAGGGUGGUAAUAAAGAGCGCACUACUUACAAACUGUAUAAUUUUACUCCAAUGUCACUGAAGCAGACGCUUCUGUGGGUACUUUUUGCACCGCAUUAAGAUCUUUUUUUUGUUGUUGCCGUCUCAACGCAGAUUUUAUUUAAUGUUUUAAAAUCGGGCUAAAAAAUCUUGUAAAUAUAUCUCUUAAGUCAUUGUUUAUUUCCAACCAACUUGUCUGUUGUGUACUUUUGUAAAAAGACUGCUUCAUGUGUUGCACCGUCACAUGUGAAUGUUUACUGAAUGGAUGAUGAUGAUGCUCAUUGCCGUCAUAAGGAUGUGAGGAUAGCGUUGGCCCAAGGGGGAGUUUGCAGACCUGAAUGCAUACAAGGGAAAUGGCAAUGUUACUGGUACCUUGUUUUUAUCAUUCUAUUUCCUCUGGUAACUGGAUUAAUAAUAAAACAUAUUAAAUUAACUUAA
Messenger RNA from Micropterus salmoides (largemouth bass), 4272 nucleotides. RefSeq names its product solute carrier family 35 member B2 (gene slc35b2). Lineage: Eukaryota; Metazoa; Chordata; Actinopteri; Centrarchiformes; Centrarchidae. Gene Ontology annotation, molecular function: 3'-phosphoadenosine 5'-phosphosulfate transmembrane transporter activity. Gene Ontology annotation, cellular component: endoplasmic reticulum membrane; Golgi membrane. Gene Ontology annotation, biological process: transmembrane transport. The record is from RefSeq and is a predicted model, not a curated record. The coding region runs from base 1837 to 3135 and encodes 432 amino acids. The transcript has 4 exons.